UAUAGUGCAUGUGUGUGUCUACUCAAAAUAUUUUGUACAUGUUCUCCACUAUGUAGCAUUUCUCAUAUUAAUUAAUAUAGUAUAUUGUUUCUUCUUUGUGAAUAAGAGACUACAUUGCAUUGCUUGAGUUCAAAAGUGGCAUCACAAUGAAGAGAAAUUUUUGUUUGGAGUCCCAUAAAUCAAUGAACGAGGAGUUGAACGUAAAUCAUCAAUUUGUAGUCAAUAUUCCUCACCACAAGUUUGAAGAAAGGGAACUUCAGGCUAGAGUGAUGAUGUGGUUGGCAAGUCAAGAAAUGGAAGAAAAGAAUGGUAGCAAAGAAUCAACACCAACACUAUCCCUUUCAUUGCAACCUCGAGCAUUAUUAAUGCAUACCUCACAUGGCUUUUCCGUAAAGCGAUCUCUUCAAAAUUUCCUUGAGAAAAGAAAGGAAAGGAUUCAAAGUCACGUUAUAACUCAUGAUAAUAAUAGUACAAAUUAGUUGGAAUCAAUUUAUUUAUGCUCUUAAAUAUUUUGUGUACGAGGGAUCAGUUGUAGCCUACAAAAAUGUGUAUUUUAUGAUGUUAAUCAGUAUAGCCAUGACUAGACAAUUAAGGCACGUUUUUAUAUUGUUAUGAAUGUAG
Molecule: messenger RNA, 621 nt
Organism: Trifolium pratense (red clover)
Lineage: Eukaryota; Viridiplantae; Streptophyta; Magnoliopsida; Fabales; Fabaceae
Exons: 3
Coding region: 147-479 (110 amino acids)
Source: RefSeq, a predicted model, not a curated record